AUGGAAAUGGUGGUUUAUGUUGCAGCAAAUGAAGAGGAAAUGAAGAGAGGUGCCGCGGUUUUUGAGAAGAGGUUGAGUGUAAGACAUGGUUGCGUGUUGAGAUGGUUGAAGGUUUUUGAUUGGUCGGAUGAAUCGGAGGCAAGAAGAGCGGACUGGAAAUAUGGAACUCCUCGGGUAAAUUACCUUCAGGAAUUGGUGACUCAGUUUCAGAAUGCUACUGAUGAAGAGAUAAAAGAGAGAAUUGCUGCUAAUCUAGCAAACUUUGCAUAUGACCCUUACAACUACACAUUCUUGCGCGAGCUUAAUGUUUUGGAACUUUUCCUCGACUGCAUGACAGAGCCCAAUGAGAGGCUUGCGGAGUUUGGAAUUGGAGGAAUCUGCAAUGCUUGUGCUGAUCCAUCAAUUGCUGCAGUUGUUAUUCAGUGUGGUGGAAUAUCUCUUGUCAUCCAAUGUCUCUCUAGUCCUGUCCGAAACACGGUGAACUAUGCUCUUGGGGCUUUGUAUUAUCUCUGCAGUGCAACAAACAAGGAAGAGACUUUGAAGCCAGAAGUAGUGGAUAUCAUCAAAAGAUACGCUUCAACUGGUGCAGUUAGUGUGAGCUUUUGUAACAUGGCCCAGGCUUUUCUCGAUAUGUGUCAGGCUAAAAUUUCUAUGAGAGAUUCUAAGGAAGGUUUAGCAGAGCAGGAAUUGGGGAAAGAAGAAAGAGAAAGCCAAGAGCACAAGAAAGAGAGAAAGAAAGAGUAACUGAGAAGAGAGAAAAUGAAUCUGCUGUAUUUCUUGCUGAAUUCGUUACAAGAGGGUAGGGAAUCAGUUAUAGAAAUUCUGUUACUCCCUAACUAACUUUCUCAACAACCACUAACUAUCUAAAUAAGUCUAACUACACCGUUUUGCCCUUGCAA
This is a messenger RNA of Coffea arabica (coffee), 899 nucleotides long. The record is from RefSeq and is a predicted model, not a curated record. NCBI's taxonomy places the organism in Eukaryota, Viridiplantae, Streptophyta, Magnoliopsida, Gentianales, Rubiaceae.